This is a messenger RNA of Aspergillus puulaauensis, 1104 nucleotides long. Its product is annotated as M48 family metallopeptidase. Gene Ontology annotation, cellular component: mitochondrial inner membrane. The coding region runs from base 1 to 1104 and encodes 367 amino acids. NCBI's taxonomy places the organism in Eukaryota, Fungi, Ascomycota, Eurotiomycetes, Eurotiales, Aspergillaceae. The transcript is spliced from 9 exons. The record is from RefSeq and is a predicted model, not a curated record. Gene Ontology annotation, molecular function: metalloendopeptidase activity. Gene Ontology annotation, biological process: protein quality control for misfolded or incompletely synthesized proteins; mitochondrial protein processing.
AUGUUUCGAUUCCCAAUAGCACCGUCCUUGCGCACCGUCGCGCCUCCCAUAAUCCCUCGCGCCCGAGCCUCCAUACCGUUGCCGCAGCUCUCACGACCUUUUUCGACUCCAUCUUCGAGGAUCCGGAGCACGAUACCUACUACGAUACCGCGCUCGUCUCGCUAUAUCCCUUCACGAUUCUUCGCAAGCUCGACCCAUCGGUUCUACCCCAAUGGGUACAGAUACAGGCGCUUCGAUGGGCCUCAAGGGGAUUCAUUUGCGUUCCGCCUGCUACGAAAUGCGAAACCGAUCCACUUUGUAAUAGUCGGGGGAGUUAUCGGGGGAUUUUACGUCUACAAUACAGAAACUGUUGAGAUGACCGGUCGGCGACGGUUCAACAUUGUCUCUCACAACCAGGAAUUGCAAAUGGGCGAGUCGAGCUACCACGAAGUUUUGCGAGAAUAUCACGGACGCAUACUUUCUCAAUCCCACCCCCUCACUCUCAUGGUGAAUCGCAUUCUACAGCGCCUGAUUCCCCUGGCGCCGAUUCACGGAGCGAACUGGGAGGUUCAUGUCAUCCAGGACGAUAACAUGAUGAAUGCUUUCGUUCUUCCAGGUGGCAAGGUUUUCGUAUUUACGGGGAUUUUACCCAUCUGCGAGGACGAAGAUGGGCUGGCGGCUGUUUUGGGCCACGAGAUUGCCCACGUGGUGGCCCAUCAUACUGGCGAGCGGAUGAGCAGCCACUUCGUUACCAUGGGAGUUAUCUUCCUUACCGCACUCCUUUUCGAUGUGUCCGGGAAUAUCCCGUCCUUAUUACUAAACCUUAUGUAUAGUUUGCCGAACUCUCGGACGCAGGAAGCUGAGGCGGAUAACAUCGGCUUGAUGAUGAUGUCAAAAGCAUGCUACAACCCCGAAGCCGCUGUUGGACUCUGGGCUCGCAUGCAAAAAGCAGAAAGACAGGUGCCUCCUCAAUUCAUGUCAACCCAUCCAUCAAGUUACAACCGCAUGGAAUCUAUUCGCGGAUGGUUGGAUAAGGCUCAGCACGCGUAUGAAGAGAGUGGGUGCUUUGGCGUUGCAUCUUACGUGCCAGGUUUCCGACAGGCACGCGACGACUUCAGCUGGUAG